UCACGGAUCGUGCAGGCAUCCCGGAUCGUGUACCGACAGACACUACUCUAUCUAUUCCAUGAUGCAACGGGAGCUGAGCAACGGUCAAAUUUCAAAGCGGGUGUCCGGUUUUAAAUGUAAGUACAGAUUAAUGAAUUUAUCGUGAAUAAAUUAUGUUUGUACCGACGCCUGGAUACAGGUUGAUGUUAACACGUCAUAGGUCAAAGAGCAUACGGGUCACAUGACAAUAAAACAUGGGGAUGCAGUACGUCCGAAAUCUAUUCAUACUACCCCCACACAUACUAUAGAGAACGUACUGUUUUAACGGUCGAUAGGUAAAUUCAGAUGUGGAACGUAUUAUUUAUAACACCUGAUCUGUGCAGCAGGUACCCUGGACUUUGAUCAAGUUAACAGGCAAGUGUUUGUCUUUUUAUUGUUUCAAAAAACCUGUUGGGUAAGUUUGUGUCUCUUGUUGUGUUGUGAAAUAGUGUUGUUUUAUCUGCACAGUCAGUUUUAUUUUAUUCUUUAAAUACAUUGCUUACCGAUAUAUUUACUGUCAAUACUUGAUCUCUUUGUAGGAGUGUUUUAACAGUGUCCAGAGCAUCCUCAUGACAGACCCUCAGCCAUCUGUACUUCUCAGCACCGGGACCCGGAUGCCUCUGUUGGGACUGGGGACAUUUCGUUUGCAAGGUCAAGAGGACACCUACAAUGCUUUAGAUGCUGCUUUGGCAGCAGGUUACCGUGCUUUUGACACGGCUGCAGUGUACCGUAAUGAGGCACAUGUGGGUCAUGCCCUCCGUUGUCUGCUGCCCAAGCACGGCCUAUCACGAGAGGAUGUUUUUAUAACCAGUAAACUAGGUCCCAAGGAUCAGGGCUCGAAAGCCAGGGAUGGCUGCCUGAGGAGCUUGGAGCAGUUGGAACUAGGCUACAUUGAUCUAUAUCUUAUUCAUUGGCCGGGUACACAGGGGCUGCCAGUGGGGGAUAAACGUAACCCUGAAAACCGUGCUCAGAGCUGGGCCGUUUUGGAGGAGUUUUACGCAGAAGGAAAGUUUCGGGCCAUUGGGGUCUCUAACUAUACUGUAGAUCACAUAAAAGAGCUUCUGAGGAACUGUAAAGUGCCUCCAGCUGUUCUCCAGGUUGAGUUCCAUCCAAAGCUUUCGCAAAAGGAGCUGAGGGCAGUCUGUAAGGAAACAGGGGUGUGUUUUCAAGCCUACUCCUCUCUUGGAACAGGGCUUCUUCUGUCAGAUGCUGUUGUUCAGGAUGUAGCAAAAGAGUGUGGCAGGACAUCAGCCCAGGUGUUGCUGAGGUGGGCUGUGCAACAGGACAUUCCAGUGCUUCCAAAAUCAUGUCAGCCUGAACGUGUGAAGGAGAACGGUUGUCUUUUUGACUUUGAGCUUAGUGGAAAAGACAUGGAAAGGAUCUCUGCUCUUGAUUGUGGAGAAAAGAUCUGCUGGGAUCCAACACAAGUGUCCUGACAGAGAGAUUUAUGUGAUGAGAACUCGGGUCACCAAGUUCAACAUAAAAAUUCCAAGAUUGUUUAACUGUUAUUGUGAUAAGUGCCACGACACAAAUUUAAGUUCCCUAACACAUACUAUAUACACUGAUUUUGAUUGUUAGUUUACAGACUCUUGCUUUACAAAUGUAACUAUAGGACAGAAGUUCACACAAUACAAGUAUAUUAGCCCGACUUAUGUUUUAGUUGGCAAACUCAGUAAUGCUGUAUAGAUUUUAGAUUAGAUUUAGUGCAGGGUGCAGCCUAUGUUUACAAUUCCUAAUGCAAAACAAACAAAAUGUAC
Molecule: messenger RNA, 1775 nt
Organism: Triplophysa rosa
Lineage: Eukaryota; Metazoa; Chordata; Actinopteri; Cypriniformes; Nemacheilidae
Exons: 2
Coding region: 588-1454 (288 amino acids)
Molecular function (GO): oxidoreductase activity
Source: RefSeq, a predicted model, not a curated record